AUGGCUGCCUUCCAGAAAGUGCGGCUGGCGGGCGAGCUGCUGCUCAAGAAGACCGUCAAAGCCAAGAGCUCGCCGAAAGCGCGCGCCACGCCGCAGGCCGCAGGCUCCUUCAAGGGCCCGGCCGUGAAGAAGGCCGCGGCCAAAGGGCCCCAGCGCCUCGCCAGCCUGCACGAGGAGUCCAAGGAGCUGGACGGCUUCUUCAGAAGCCUCGGCAAGGCCGCGCAGCCGGCGCCGGAUCAGGCGUCGUCCGCGCCAUCGAAUGGGCCGGAGCUCUUGCUGAAGCUUCGGCAGGCCCGGCGCUUGCGGGGCCAAGCGCGCCUGGACUUCCUGGCGCAGCCCGGAAGCCCAGGCGCGCGCCAAGCGCGCGAGGCUGCCUGCACCGAUGCGGGCGGAGGUUUGCCGGAGCCUGGCCGCGAUCAGCCAGCACUGCCUCAUUGUCACUUCUUCAAUGCUGCCGCAAUAUAA
Molecule: messenger RNA, 465 nt
Organism: Effrenium voratum
Lineage: Eukaryota; Dinophyceae; Suessiales; Symbiodiniaceae
Source: the annotation of a GenBank genome assembly